UUGAUUGAUUGAUCGUAAUCAGUAUCAGUAUUAUCAAUAUAUCAUUGUUUUGAGGAAUAACUAGGAGUUUUAAUUGAAAUUGAUACGACAUAUAAAUAAAUGUGACCCUUGGUGUCGGAUGCGUCAUACAAUUUGUCAUAUCAGGUGUUCCUUUGAACAUUGCGAUGGCAGUAAAAGUAUGUUGUGUUCAGAAAUAUGCUGUUCCCUCAAUUUUCCCUUGGAUAAUCAAAAUUAAAGCUAAAGACAUGGAAGGAGCAACGGAUUCUUCGUCAGAGACAAAAGAACCGCCUAAUAGUGGUAAGGAGGGAGAUGGAGAAAAUUUGGAUGCAAUAAAGAAAUUCAUAGAAGACCAGGAGAAAGAGUACACACAGCAAGAGACUAAGAAAGAAGAUAAUGCCACGAUGGAGGUUGAAAAACCAAGUGAAAGCGAUGGUUGUAAAGAUUUUGACGAACGAUUGGCUGUGGCAUCCAGCAUGAUGGAUAUGAUAUUGAGUGAGUCGGAAGAAAGGAUUGCCAAAAAGAAGGAUGGUAACUCAUCCAGGCAAAUGAGCCCUAAAGGAGCCAAUAGCAUGUCUCUGUCGGUCGGCUCCAAAGUGGAGGCGAAAGACUUCGGCGAAUUCUGGUAUCCAGCUCAAAUUUCCGAGGUUGACUAUGAUGAGAUGGAAGUGUUGGUGCAUUAUGAGGAUUCUUCAAAGAAGCACGACGAAUGGAUCAGCGUAAGCAGCCCCCGACUGCGGCCUCUCUCGGCCUCCGCUGUAUCGUCCCCUGCACCAUCCACAUCGCAACCAGCGACCACCAUCGCCCCAGUGGCUAGUACCAGCACCGCUGAGGAGCCCAAGCCCGUUGAAGACAAGAGCAAACUGACCUUCGUGGUGGGAGAGAGAUGCCUGGCCAGGUGGAGGGAUAGCAGGCGGUUCUUGGCUACGGUCAGCAAGGAUUUGGGAGAUGGCUAUAUGGAAGUCGUGUUCGACGACGGCUUCGUGUGGAAGUGUACGACUUCACGGCUGCAUAAGAUGAAAGAUCAAUCGAAGCCGGGUCCUCUAAGCGUUGACGUCACAACGGCUGGGACCUCCGCACAUUCCCCAGUUUAUGGGGCGGGGCCAAGUAGCGCCACGCCUACCACCCCCGCCCCUGCCUUCCACACUCAUUUAUUUGACCCCACCCGUGAUUACUUAGGCUCGAAGAGCGAACGCCGCGAAAUGAAGCGAAAGUUAAACAUCAAGGAAAUCUUCAAUAUUGGACAGAAGAAAGCGAAGAAACAGGCAACUCCUACUGAGAAACCGGUGACGCCCAAACCUCCGGUGGAAAGGAAAAAACCGAGGAUCAUUAGGAAGAAACCGGCAGCGCCUAAAGUUGCACCACCUAAAGUUGUACCAAAAACGGAAAUCCCAGAUGCUGUGGCAUCAAUAAUAGGGACACUCGAAGGUAGUCCCGCACCGUCACCUGCCGAAGUAAAACCAAAAGAAGAAAAAGAAACAAAAGAAGAAAUUAAAGAAACUAAAGUUCAAAUUACCAAAGAAGUUACAGAAGAUCAAGAAAUGAAAGUGGAAGUUGGAAGUGAAGAGACAACUUCAGAUGAGCCAGAAGUGAAGGAUACUUUGGCAGAAAUGUUGAUCGACGUUGACGAAAGCAAAGACAGUAUUGAGGUUGUGGACCCUACUAAAGACACUUGUGACACGUCGGAUACAGCUGACAGCAGACCUGAUAGCGAUCCCGCGCAAGAAGACGUAAAGCUCGAGAAGUUCGAAGCAGUGGAUGGUAAGCACGAAGAGGUCAUCGACCGGAUCAAGGUAGCCAUUACGAAGUUAGAAGACGGCAUCAGCAAGGCAGAAGGCUCGCCCAGGCCGGAGGUGAAAACCGAAGCGGCAGAAGUGAAGGAAGUGAAAGAGAAAAAGAUUAAGAAGUUGAAGAUCAAGAAGAGCAAAAAGCUGCGCAUACUGCAAGAAAAGAAAGUGAAAAAACAAGUUGAGAAGGUUAAAUCCGAGCUAGAAGUGAUGAAGCGUCAGAUCGAGGUGAUGAGGCGGCAGAUGGUUAACUCGGACACCACGCAGGAGUUGCCAGAAUCGUUCCUACUGCCGGGCGAAUGGUGUUGCAAGUGGGUGAACGGACAGCCGAUUGGGAAGGUGUGCGAGUUGGAAAUGGAUGGGAAGGAAAAAGCUGGUGGGCUGCCUAGGAGAAGUGUGCAGGUGGAAGACAAAAGGUUGCCGGCGGGUUGGACUAAACACAUGGUUCGGAGAAGUCUAGGCAGUUCAGCAGGAAAAUGGGACGUGGUUUUAGUGAACCCCGAAAACCGGCGUUUCCACACCCGCACUGAUAUGCGCAACUAUAUGGAGUCGCACCCUGAUACGGCCACGAGGCUUAAAGACUACGAGGCCGUGCUCAUGGACUUCGGCGUCCAUCUGAAACUGGCGCGGCGGAUGGGCUGGGUCGUCUCUACGCCAGAUGGCGUAGCUGAGUCCCCAGUAGUGUCGCUCCCAGCGGGCACGCUUUCUUGCACAUCGCCUAUAAUCAAGCGCAAGAAGCUAAGUUUGAAACGACCGCGAGAGGCCCCCAAACAGAAGAAGAUGAAGCGCGUCAUCAAAAUGCCCAAGUAUCUGGUGAAGAAUCAAAAGAAAGGGCUGGGUCCAGGAACGUCUAGUACUCCUUCUACUUCAGAAAACGAUCCAACAGCACCGCCUGAAGAUAACUACCCGCCUUUAGAAGAUGGAUACGUAUGGGUCGGUUCCUUGAAAGUGCAAAUAAUAGAGAACCUCCUCCGCUGCCCAGCCGAAGGGUGUUUCAAGAACUUCAGAAACAACACCCUACUCCAAAUGCACAUAAAACACUACCACCGAGAACUGCGCAAAAUGCUCGGUCGAACGCCGAAAGUUCUGGACUUGGCGUAUGCCAGAACUAUGCCAGAAAAGACCCUCGAACCUACAAAAACAAGGGAACCUGACUUGAAGACAAUCAAAGUCAAAGUCCCGAAGCCGCCUAAACGGGUCGUUCAAGAAGAAAUUAAACCAGAAGUCAAAAAGGAAGAAGCUAUGGACUUACAAAUCGACAUUCCCUCAACGUCGGUAAAACUUGAAGAUACCCCAAUGCCGAAAUUGCACGAUUCUCCUAAACUCCGCCAAGCGUUAGUCCACAAGCCAGUGAAGCGUCCCAAAGUGCUGCUACCGGUUCGAAGACCGGAGUCCGAGGAUGUCAAAGACGAGCAGUCUAAUGAUUUUGACGAUUCGGCCGACUUGCCGAUCGAAGUUUUGGACUUCGAGACGGAGAUUUCGACGCAUACUGUGACGAAGCCUGUUGAUUUCAAGAAGAAAGAGAAGAGGGGUAAAGUGGCCACGUUGAAACCAAAGAGUGAGGACGAUGAGUGGUUCGGCCCGGCUUCGGAUGUGGAGACUCGGUCGAGUUUCCCGCGGUCGGGCACGCCGGAUUACAAGAGAAUGGAACAACACGCCGGUAAUUCGGAGUCGAAUGAAGAGCAGCAGCGGGAGAAUGAGUAUGAAUAUAAUCCUGAAACCGGCGAGCUGAUGAAGAUUGAGCACAUGAAGCGCGAGGAAAUCAUCAACUGCCACUGCGGCUUCCGCGAGGAGGACGGGCUCAUGGUGCAGUGCGAGCUGUGCCUGUGCUGGCAGCACGGGCUGUGCCACAACCUGCGGCACAGGCUGGAGGUGCCAGAAAAGUACACGUGCAGCAUUUGCUUGAACCCGCGUCGGGGGCGGCGCUCGAAGCGGUUCCUGCAUGAUCAAGACCGCUUAUUCGACGGGACGCUCCCGGGGGCGAAGCCCAGCGAUACGCUUCGCCGCUCGCACGAGCUGUCCGGCAACCUGCACUUGAUAAGGGACGCGCUGCACUCGCUGAGGGUCAAAUACCAUGUUGCCACUAAAAAGAACCACCCAAAGUUAUACCUAUGGGCUGACAAAGAAUGGGACACGGAGGAGGUGACCCAGCCUCAGGACAAGCCCAAGCUGGACUACACAGACUUGCAACUGAUCAACAUCGACAAGGAGAACCAGCCGGUACAGGACGACUUGAACGCGCACAUCGACGUCACCACGCCUUCCGAAGACCAUGACAGAUACAGCCAGCGAGAUGGCCAGGCGCUGCUGGGCGGGCUGCUGGCGGCGCCGCUGGAGCUGCCCAUCAGCGCCGCCGAGCUCGAGCGCCUCGCCAGCGCCGUGCCGGACCACGGUACUGUACACAGGGCGCUGCUGCUGCGAGCAGGACCGUCCACAUCAGAUACAGCCAGCGAGAGGCCAGGCGCUGCUGGGCGGGCUGCUGGCGGCGCCGCUGGAGCUGCCCAUCAGCGCCGCCGAGCUCGAGCGCCUCGCCAGCGCCGUGCCGGACCACGGUACUGUACACAGGGCGCUGCUGCUGCGAGCAGGACCGUCCACAUCAGAUACAGCCAGCGAGAGGCCAGGCGCUGCUGGGCGGGCUGCUGGCGGCGCCGCUGGAGCUGCCCAUCAGCGCCGCCGAGCUCGAGCGCCUCGCCAGCGCCGUGCCGGACCACGGUACUGUACACAGGGCGCUGCUGCUGCGAGCAGGACCGUCCACAUCAGAUACAGCCAGCGAGAGGCCAGGCGCUGCUGGGCGGGCUGCUGGCGGCGCCGCUGGAGCUGCCCAUCAGCGCCGCCGAGCUCGAGCGCCUCGCCAGCGCCGUGCCGGACCACGGUACUGUACACAGGGCGCUGCUGCUGCGAGCAGGACCGUCCACAUCAGAUACAGCCAGCGAGAGGCCAGGCGCUGCUGGGCGGGCUGCUGGCGGCGCCGCUGGAGCUGCCCAUCAGCGCCGCCGAGCUCGAGCGCCUCGCCAGCGCCGUGCCGGACCACGGUACUGUACACAGGGCGCUGCUGCUGCGAGCAGGACCGUCCACAUCAGAUACAGCCAGCGAGAGGCCAGGCGCUGCUGGGCGGGCUGCUGGCGGCGCCGCUGGAGCUGCCCAUCAGCGCCGCCGAGCUCGAGCGCCUCGCCAGCGCCGUGCCGGACCACGGUACUGUACACAGGGCGCUGCUGCUGCGAGCAGGACCGUCCACAUCAGAUACAGCCAGCGAGAGGCCAGGCGCUGCUGGGCGGGCUGCUGGCGGCGCCGCUGGAGCUGCCCAUCAGCGCCGCCGAGCUCGAGCGCCUCGCCAGCGCCGUGCCGGACCACGUGGUACAGCCGCCCAUAGUGCCGCAGCCAGAAGCGGCCAUAGACAAUGGUGUGUGUCGCGAACGCUUGUUGCGCCAUAUCCAGCGCUGCCAGGCCGCUCUCGACUCCCGGCUGGAUACUAUCGAGGCGACUGUCGCGGGUGAGUGUCUCCACCGUGAACAUAGACCAUAGACAACGGGGCCCAUAGUGCCGAGCCAGAAGCGGCCAUAGACAACGGGGUGUGUCGCGAGCGCUUGUUGCGCCAUAUCCAGCGCUGCCAGGCCGCUCUCGACUCCCGGCUGGAUACUAUCGAGGCGACUGU
Messenger RNA from Ostrinia nubilalis (European corn borer), 5436 nucleotides. RefSeq lists its product as uncharacterized. Gene Ontology annotation, molecular function: DNA binding. The record is from RefSeq and is a predicted model, not a curated record. Lineage: Eukaryota; Metazoa; Arthropoda; Insecta; Lepidoptera; Crambidae. The transcript is spliced from 20 exons. Gene Ontology annotation, cellular component: NSL complex. Gene Ontology annotation, biological process: regulation of transcription by RNA polymerase II. Bases 165 to 5306 code for a protein of 1713 amino acids.